Elgaria multicarinata webbii is the source of this 1921-nucleotide messenger RNA. RefSeq names its product transmembrane protein 198 (gene TMEM198). Gene Ontology annotation, cellular component: cytoplasmic vesicle; plasma membrane. Gene Ontology annotation, biological process: positive regulation of canonical Wnt signaling pathway. The transcript is spliced from 5 exons. Bases 137 to 1213 code for a protein of 358 amino acids. The record is from RefSeq and is a predicted model, not a curated record. NCBI's taxonomy places the organism in Eukaryota, Metazoa, Chordata, Lepidosauria, Squamata, Anguidae.
CCGGGCAGGCGGGCUCUGUUGAUCCGCUUUCGAGACCGGGUCGAGCAGAUGGAAGCAAUACCAUGAGGCAGCAUCCCCCGCAGGCGACGGGGAGGCAGCGGGGAGCCUGACAUCGCCUCUGAGACCCUGAAGAGCCAUGACGUCAACUGUACAGACCUUGCGUUUUCCGCUGCUGCCGCACGCCCCAGGCCAGGACCGAAUCCAUAGUUGUGAGCAGGAGAUUGAGCGGCGCUACCAAGUGGUGCCCUCCGUGGUGUGUGCCAUGUGCUGCCUCUUUGGGAUCAUCUACUGCUUCUUUGGGUACCGGUGCUUUAAGGCAGUGAUGUUCCUGACAGGGCUGAUGUUUGGCUCGGUGAUCAUCUUCAUGCUGUGCUACAAGGAGCGGGUGCUGGACACUCAGCUGAGCGUGGAGGCCUCUGUGGGCAUUGGGCUGGGCAUCGGGGUGCUGUGUGGGCUGGUCACCAUGCUGGUGCGCAGUGUUGGGCUCUUCAUGGUUGGCCUGCUGCUAGGGCUCCUGCUGGCUGUGGCCGCCCUGGUGGUGAUGGAGCAGUUCUACCACCCGCCUACCGUCUGGAUCCCCAUCGGCUUGCUGUUGGGCGUGGGCAUGCUGUGCGCUGUGCUGACCCUGCAGUGGCAGCGCCUCUUCACCACACUCUCCACCGCCGUCUUUGGCAGUGCCGUCAUGACUGCCACGGCCGACUACUUUGUCGAGCUCUUCCUGCUGCUGCAGUACGUUUAUGAGCGUGUCAAGGUGGCACCUGCCCGGCCCAUCUGCUGGUACAGCUGGGUCAUCCUGGGUACUUGGCCCAUCCUGGCCUUAUUGGGUGUUCUAGUGCAGUGGAAAGUCACGGCCGAGGGAUACUCCCACACUGAAGUGAUUAUCAGUCGGCAGCAGCGCCGAGUCCAGCUGAUGCGGAUCAAGCAACGGGAAGAGCGCAAGGAGAAGAAGAAGAAGAGGCGGCCGCAUCCUCACCCCCACCUGCAGCACAAGGCCCACCCACCAGAGCCUGCCUACCGUCGCAAGCCUAACCCUGUGCGCCGAUUUGAUGGGGAUGUGCUCUCUCCAAGCUACAUACAGAGCUUCCGGGAGCGGCAGACGGGCUCCUCUCUCAACAGCCUUCUGGCCAACGCUCAUGCAGCCAUCGACAUAGACUAUGACUGUGGCUCCACUGUGCCCCUGACGACGGGCUCCGGCCCUGCCAUGCGGGUAUAGCCCAACAUCUUCCCCACCAGGACACAAGGACGCUGCCUCCCGUGGGCACUCGGGUCAGGCCACGUGCAUAUAGCUUAGCGCCUGUGUUUUACCAUCAGGACUUGCGGAUCCUCUCUGCCAGCAUUCAUCGGCCUAGCCAUGUGGAUGUAAUCCAGCAUCUCUCAGAAUAUACGGAAUUCUCCCCAGCGCUACACUGGCUCUGACUAACCUACCGUGGAACAAGGGGCUAGGAAAGAGUAGGAGCAGGCGCUGGGGGCAAAGGGCUGAAGAGAGAACUGGCUGCAACCCACCCAGGCCGGGAAUGCAGGACUCGGGGAAAGAAGAGUGAACAUGGACUCGUGAAGCCAGAAAGUGAAGAGCUGAUCACUUGCAACUCCCACGCCCCCAUGAAAAGGACAAGAAACGGCCAGCCUUCCCAACCCUCCAUUACUGGAGAGGCCCAGAUGUAGAGGGACCGUUGGGGUGUUCCUGUGUGCUCUUGCCACAUCAUGGACUCCGUCUUUGUCCUGGAAUUCUGUCUUUGCAUGAACUGACCCCAAGGACUCUUUCGGGGGCCCAAGUGCCCCUUAUAUACUGACGGUGGUAGGAUUCGACUUGAUUCACUCCAGUCUGGCUGGAACUAGCCAGCUCAGGGAAAUGGGGUCCUCUGGCCCUGGGCCCCUCGCCCAUUCCAGUGCCUGGCAUUCUGUUUCAAUGGGUGACUCAAGG